Monoraphidium neglectum is the source of this 1257-nucleotide messenger RNA. Its product is annotated as centriole proteome protein. The transcript is spliced from 11 exons. NCBI's taxonomy places the organism in Eukaryota, Viridiplantae, Chlorophyta, Chlorophyceae, Sphaeropleales, Selenastraceae. The record is from RefSeq and is a predicted model, not a curated record. Bases 1 to 1257 code for a protein of 418 amino acids.
AUGCAGGGCGGCGCCGUGGGCAAGGCCUUCCUCACGCCCUUUGGCGUCGGCAACCAGGCCUCGAGCGUCACGGCACUGGGCACCCGCGGCGGCGUUGGGCAGGCGAUUGCGUCGCGCAUCCCGCAGAUACCCUUUCUCACAGCCUGCGCCACGCCAGACAAGCCAUAUCCCAUCAUCAUGGGCUCGAUGCUGGUGCCAGAGUCUCCCGUCAAGUACGCCCCCUUCGAGUUCACGCCACUGUACGCGGGGAUCCUCAACACCACCGCCGGCACCGACCCCGUAGUCGGCGGCGGCUACGUUGAGCCGCUGCUGCUCAACACCUACUCCCCUGGCCCGCAGCCCACCCCAGCGAGCGGGGUGGCCAACGUGACCGCCACGUCAGCACCUUACGUCGUGCCCCUCGUCCAGAUGGUCGGCAUCUCCAGUAGCUUUGCAGCGCAGGGCACGCGGCCGGACACGACGACGCAGGCGGAGCUGACGGGGGCUGAAAGACUUGAGUAUUGGAACCUGCUCAACUACCAAGGUGGCAGCAGGCUGUUUGCGGAUGGUGGGGGCGCGGACAACACUGCGAUCACCCCCCUCGUCCAGCGCGGCGUGCGCCACAUCGUCUGCGGCGUGGCCACCAUCUACCCGCCCAACGGGACCGCCGAUCAAUGGGCGGUUUACCAAUGGGAUGUGGCCGGCCUGUUUGGCGCGGUUCCUCGUGACCUGAACAAGCGCGGCCUCGUCAGCGGCGUGGCGAUUGACAUUUACAACAAGGCCAUGCAGAUUUUCCCUGAAUCCGGCUACAAAGAGCUGCACGCAGCUCUGGCCGCCGCCUACAAGGCCGGAGGCAGCACAGCCCACCGCGCCACGUACACUGUCCAGGACAACGCCAACAAAGGCGUCAAGGGCGGCUGGGAGGUGGACGUGCUGUGGGUGACCAACAGCCAGGCGGCCCAGUGGGAGGGCGCCCUGCCCGCCGAGACCCAGCAGCUCCUGGCCGACGCGCGGGCAGGCGCGCCCGGGCUGCCGGCCCACCUGCAGGAGCUUCGGCAGUAUCCCUACAUCAGCACCUUCGAUGCCGAUUACACGCCGGAGCUCGUAACGCUGCUGUCACAGCAGGCGUCUUGGCAAAUGCUCCAGUCCAAAUCCAUCAUACAGCAGAUGAUGGCGGCGCCGCCCGGCCCGCCGGCAGCGGCAGCGGGCGCCGCCGCGGCUGCGCCCGCGGCUGCGGCGCAGCCCAAGGCCGCCAAGCCCCGGUUGCGCGCGCGGUAG